Molecule: messenger RNA, 7226 nt
Organism: Symphalangus syndactylus (siamang)
Lineage: Eukaryota; Metazoa; Chordata; Mammalia; Primates; Hylobatidae
Gene: PAQR7
Product: progestin and adipoQ receptor family member 7
Biological process (GO): response to steroid hormone
Cellular component (GO): plasma membrane
Molecular function (GO): steroid binding; nuclear steroid receptor activity
Source: RefSeq, a predicted model, not a curated record
GCCGCAGACGAGGGUGCUCUCCACGGGGCGCGGCGGGGCUGCGGGGCUGGACGUGGAAAGGGCAGGGUUCCGCGGGGCAGGGGCGGACUUGGGACCCGGGGAAGACAGGCAGGACGCGGAGCCGGAGGAGAGCACCUGGGAUAAGUGAGAGGACGCCCGCCCGGGGAAGCAGCCAGCGGAGGGCGCAGGAAGGAGGAGCUCGCUGGUUGGGGGCGUCUUGGGAAGGGUGGGAGGAGCAGAAGGAGCACGGCUGAGGAGGAUGCGGAUGGGGGCCCUGAAAGCCUGUUUGUCCAGUGAGCAGGGGAGGGGAGCGCUGCCUGGAGAGAGUGAAGGAUGGAGGGCAGGGAGUGGGCAGGGGCGUCUGGCCCGGGGAAGGCCGCUGCCUUCCUGGAGGAGGACAGUCAGGGAGCUCACUGCUUUCUGGAGGAGGAAUCUAGGUGAGACCGGGACAGGAAGGGGUGUGGGUGCCCAGAACCGGCUGAUGUGAAGGAGUCUCACUUAGGGAUCCAGGAACAGUGGGAAUAGCACUGCUGGGGGCCAAGAGGGGCACUUGCUCCAUGGGCCGAAGCUGCUAGACACCUUGGGGGAUGGGGGAGCCUCCCCUGGUGUCAGGAGAGCCUGGGGGUCCCCCACACACAGUGAGGGAAGCGGAAAACCCACAGCACUUGCCUCAAGGCUGCGGGCUUUGAAGACCUCCAGAAAUGGCCCUGUGGCAGCCCCUGGAGGAGGCCUGUGGGGCUAGGUCAAGCCAAGGCCUCGGAGUCUGAAGAGUUUGAUGGAUUCGGAGUCUGGCUGCUCCUGGGUGGACAGCCCAGGACCCCAAGUCUGAGCUCCUAUCGGAGAGAGGGACCCAGCCUCUGGUCAUGAGGCCUGUGCUACCUCUGGGUCCUUUCGUUGAGAGGCUGCCCCUCUCCAGCCUUAGCUUCUCUGCCCAGAGGGUUCCUUGCUGGUCAGCAGUGAAGCUCAGAUCCUUUUUCUGUGCCCCAUGCUGGGUGACUAUAGCUCGUUCACCCAACCUCUCUGGGCCUGAGAGAUUCCCCCUCCUCAGAGCAGUUGUCUCAGCUCCACAGAAUAAUUUCUUUAAGAACUGCUUUUUCAGGCCAUCCGUGGGAGCUCACACUUGUAAUCCCAGCGCUUUGGGAGGCUGAGGUGAGAGGAUGGCUUAAGGUGGGAGUUCAAGGUUGCAGUGAGCCGAGAUGGUGCCACUGUACUCCAGCCUGGGGGACAGAGCAUAGACCCUGUUUCAAAAAAAAAAAUAAAGGCCGGGCGUGGUGGCUCACACCUGUAAUCCCAGCACUUUGGGAGGCCGAGGCAGGCGGAUCACCUGAGGUCGGUUGGGAGUUUGAGACCAGCUUGACCAACACGGAGAAACCCCAUCUCUACUAAAAACACAAAAUCAGCCGGGCGUGGUGGUGCAUGCCUGUAAUCCCAGCUACUCAGGAGACUGAGGCAGGAGAAUCGCUUGAACCCGGGAGGCGGAGGUUGCAGUGAGCCGAGAUCAUACCAUUGUACUUUAGCCUGGGCAACAAGAGCGAAACUUUGUCUCAAAAAAUAAAAAAAAAGAAAAGAAUUAGGCUGGGCACAGUGGCUCAUGAUUGUAACCCCAGCACUUUGAGAGGCCAGGGCGGGAGGAUUGCUCAAGCCCAGGAAUUCAAGACCAGCCUGGGCAACAUAGUGAGACCUUGUCUCUACACAUAAUAAAAAAAUUAACCAGGCGUGGUAUUGUUUGCCUGUGGUCAGGGCUAUUCAGGAGGCUGAGGUGGGAGGAUCGCUUGAGCCUGGGCAGUUGAGGCUGCAGUGAUCGCUGCACUGCACUUCAGCCUGGUGACAGAGUGAGACCCUAUCUCAAGAACAGAAAGAAUUACUUAUUUCAUUCUGAUCACAUUUUCCAGUACAAAUACACAGAAGCCCCAAGUGCCAAAAUUACAAAAAAAAAAAAAACAAAAAAAAAACAGUUUCUGUUCAGUUUUGGAAGACAUGUAGGGACUUUUUCUUUAAACACUUUGGACCAAGUUGGGGAGUUAGCUUGCAUUGAGGGAGGUGACCCAGUUGCUAAGAGACUGGGAGGCCAGCCAGGGAUGAAAACUUUGCCUGUAUAAUCUGUGGUCACCACUGGGUGCCUGGGAGUUGCCCAUGGUGGACAAAGGGCAAGAGCGCUGGUUUUGGAGUCAGAUAGAUGUGCUCUGCCCUCUGGCCUCUGGGGCUGGGCCUCCAGGUUGGCUGUGGAUCCAGAGAGUUGUGUGGGAGAGGUAAUAUGUAUGUGAAAGUUCUUGGUAAACACCCAGCCACUAUAUAUUAUGAAUGGUAGCACCUAAUCUCAUUAAUGAUAUUUCAUGUGCCAUAUUGGGUCAUCUUCACUAAAGACCCUUCAAGAGGGUUUUCCUCCAACAGCCCUAGUAUUGACAUUGGUCUGGCCUUAUUAUUUGUAUCUAAUGGGGUUAGACUUUGCCUUCCAUGCUGAGAAAAAGUUGUCUUUAAGAGAAUGUGCUGAACAAUCAGGGCCCAGAGAGGCAACAAUGAAUAUUUUGCAUGCCAAGGAGGAGGCAAAAGAGGAAGUGGGAUUGUAACCAAAUAAUGCUUAUAAUAGGUGUUAUUUAGCUCCAGGAGGGAGGGUAAGCUCCAGGAGGGCAGGGUAUUAAUAUAUUGAGGUGUUGGCUGGGCACCGUGGCUCACGCCUAUAAUCUCAACACUUUGGGAGGCCAAGGUGGGAGGAUGACUUGAGACCAGGAGUUCGAGACCAGCCUGGGCAACAUAGCAAGACAUUGUCUCUACACAUAAUUUUAAAAAAUAGGCAUGGUAGCGUGCACUUGUGAUUCCCAACUACUCAAGAGUCUGAAGAAGAAGGAUCACCAGAGACUGGGAGGUCAAGGCUGCAGUGAGCUGUGUUUGCACCACUGCACUCCAGCCUGGGCGACAGAGCAUGACCCUGUCUCAAAAAAAAAAAAAAAAAAAAAAAAUCCUGUGGUGUUACCAUUGGUAUGAAUUCCCUGGGCUGUUAGUUCUACGAGGGCAGUGGUUUAAAUGGCUCUGUCACUGAGGAAACUCCAGCGCCUGGCACAUAGGAGGCCUAAAGUAAAUAUUCUUGGACUGUCCCAGGGUCUAAGGGCCCUUGGAAGUCACUGGUGAAUUUACUCUCUCCUUUGACAUUUGGAGAAACAGGGCCAAGAGGGGAAGGGACUUGUGCAAGGUCACACAGGGAUUGAGUGGCUGAGUCAGGACGAGAAUCCCACAGAAACAGCAGAGCCAGCACUGUUCCAGAGCCAACACCUGGCAUCCAUAGCUUUGUUUUGCUUCCACAAGAGCCCAAGAGGCAGCUAUUUUAAUCCUCUGAUUCCAAAGAGGAAACAAGCUCAGAGAGGUUGAGGGACUGUUGCAGAGUCACACAGCGGGUGAAUUCCAGACCCGAAAUUUCAUCCUGACAUAAAAAUGAGGCUUGUGGCUUCUCUUGAAACAGCCUGCCGGAGAGCCUACCGAGAUUAGUGGAGGAUGUCCACCACCAGGGCAGCAGCCUUCACCAGUUCUCCAGGCUCACCACCUGGCUGGCUUCCCUCCAGGCUGGAUCUUCCUAGGCCCCGUGGGCAUUUGUGUGGGUGAGCCCGUCGGGGCAGGGAGCCUGUCUGCUUCAUCUUCUGUGUGCCCCAGCACACAGAAUGCCUGGGUAGCAUUGAGGCUGGCAUAUAGUGAGCACUGAGCGAAAUCUGUGAGAUGGGGGUAACCCAGGGCUCUCCCUCUCCAUAAGCCCAUUAUCCACCACCUCCCUGCAGCCUGGUCUGUUUUGCCCCAGGGGUGUUAUGGGAACCUUUGACAGUGUGUAUCCUUGGAGAGCAGGCUGGGGCUUGCAAGCCUUGGUUAAGGAGGGAGGUGAGGAGGGCUGACCUUGAGUUGAGGAAUAUGAAUUGGGAGGGGUGAGGAAGUGGAGGGGAGGGGAAGGGAGGAAGUUGCGGCUCAGGCUGACAGAGGCACUCCUACUGGAGCCCUGGAGAUCUCACUUCUGAGGUUCAGCCAACCCAGAAGCCUCCCAAACCUUCUGCGAGACAUGUCCAGGCCAGACCGUAUGCCAUUUGGAUCACCUGCUAAUUUGGGUUCACCCUCUUGUGCCCUUGAGCUCUCCAGGGCUUCUGAGCUGCUGGAGUUGAGACCCCUUCCCCUGGGACUGUCACUUCUUAGCCAUGUUUCGGGCCUGUGGGUAAGCACCAAUUUUCAGGGCUCUGUGAAUUCAGAACAGUUCCUCUGAAUGGUCUUUGCUAAGAACAAUUUAAUGAUUAAGUAAGGUCAGUAUCCUUGGAAGUCCAAACUCUAGCCAAAUUUCCCUGGUCUGCACCCCUAGGGAUAAGGUAAAUGUUUAAGCACACAGUGAACUUCCCGAGGCCCCCAAAUCCAGUGGAACUAGCUAUUGAGGGCUAAAAGGACAGUUUUUUUAGAAAACUCCAAGCAAAUCUCUCAGGCUGGGGAUAUUUCAAAGACUACUACUAUUAUUGUUAAUAAUAAUUGCAAUAUUUGUUGAGUCCCUAAACGAAGCUAAAACUUUGUUCUAAUAAGUUUAAUCUUUACAGCAACCUAUGAGGUAGAUAAUAUUGUCAUUCCCAUGAGGGAGCUAAGGAUCAGAGAAGGUGAGUCACUUGUCUAAGGUCACACAGCUAGCAUGUUAUGGAAUCAGGAGUCAAACCUAGUUUGUCUGAAUCUGGAGUCCAUCUCCUCUGUGUACUUUUAUAGUGUCUGCUUUUUCCUUUAUUCCUAACCUCCUUCCAUUCUGAUUCCCAGUGAGUAGUGGACAGGAGCCUCUGAAGUUUGCCUGACACCAUCAACCAGGCCCUAGUCACCUGGCUUUGCCUUUGCCUUUGCUUUGCUGUGUGAUCUUAGCUCCCUGCCCAGGCCCACAGCCAUGGCCAUAGCCCAGAAACUCGGCUACCUCCUGCCCAGUCUGCGGCAGGUCAUCCAGGAGCCUCAGCUGUCUCUGCAGCCAGAGCCUGUCUUCACGGUGGAUCGAGCUGAGGUGCCGCCACUCUUCUGGAAGCCCUACAUCUAUGCGGGCUACCGGCCGCUGCAUCGGACCUGGCGCUUCUAUUUCCGCACGCUGUUCCAGCAGCACAACGAGGCCGUGAAUGUCUGGACCCACCUGCUGGCAGCCCUGGUACUGCUGCUGCGGCUGGCCCUCUUUGUGGAGACCGUGGACUUCUGGGGAGACCCACACGCCCUGCCCCUCUUCUUCAUUGUCCUUGCCUCUUUCACCUACCUCUCCUUCAGUGCCUUGGCUCACCUCCUGCAGGCCAAGUCUGAGUUCUGGCAUUACAGCUUCUUCUUCCUGGACUACGUGGGGGUGGCUGUGUACCAGUUUGGCAGUGCCUUGGCACACUUCUACUAUGCUAUCGAGCCCGCCUGGCAUGCCCAGGUGCAGGCUGUUUUUCUGCCUAUGGCUGCCUUUCUCGCCUGGCUUUCCUGCAUUGGCUCCUGCUAUAACAAGUACAUCCAGAAACCAGGCCUGCUGGGCCGCACCUGCCAGGAGGUGCCCUCCGCCCUGGCCUACGCACUGGACAUUAGUCCUGUGGUGCAUCGUAUCUUCGUGUCCUCCGACCCCGCCACAGAUGACCCAGCUCUUCUCUACCACAAGUGCCAGGUGGUCUUCUUUCUGCUGGCUGCUGCCUUCUUCUCCACCUUCAUGCCCGAGCGCUGGUUCCCUGGCAGCUGCCAUGUCUUCGGGCAGGGCCACCAACUUUUCCACAUCUUCUUGGUGCUGUGCACGCUGGCUCAGCUGGAGGCUGUGGCACUGGACUAUGAGGCCCGACGGCCCAUCUAUGAGCCUCUGCACACGCACUGGCCUCACAACUUUGCUGGCCUCUUCCUGCUCACGGUGGGCAGCAGCGUCCUCACUGCGUUCCUCCUGAGCCAGCUGGUACAGCGCAAACUUGAUCAGAAGACCAAGUGAAGGGGGAUGGCAUCUGGUAGGGAGGGAAGUAUAGUUGGGGGACAGGGGUCUGGAUUUGGCUCCAGGUGGGAACAAGGCCUCGUAAAGUUGUUUGUGUCUGGUCCACAGCGACUCCCUGUUCACGACUCAACUGCCAAGGGCGUCACUGGCCAAUUCUUGGAUUUAGGGAUUGGCUAGGAGUUGCUGGGGUCCACUCCUGGGCCUGCCCCAGCUCCUUGCCCAGGGAGAGGGAAAGAGUUAAAGGUGUGGGCCACUCCAGCUUGCCCUUCCACUGCCACUCACCGGGGUGAGGCUGGGGGUCAGCUUGGUGAGGAUUGGGGCUUCUAGAUUGUCUAGGCAGGAGGUGAAACUUAGGCCGGAGUCAGAUUUGAGCUGAGCCAGGGGAGGCCUUGGCAACACACUUCUACUCAGAUUUCGUUGCUGGAUGCGGAAGGGGCAGGCCCAAAAUAUAUGCAGGAUCUUACUGUCCCUUGAAUCCCAGCCACAAGUGUUGGAGCUGCAGAGAGACCCCAAAGGUAGUAGAUUGUGCCAGAUACAAAUGGGUCCCAUCCAGUGCUUCAUACCCCUUCAGUCACCAUCCCAGACAGUGAGCCUCAGAUCUCCUAGCUCUGGCUUCUGUGUCCCACACGGCCUGUUCCCAGCUUCUCUUCUGGUUCCCUUGUUAAGGAUUCAUUUAUCCAUUCAGUGUUUCCUGGGUCUCUGCUCAGAGGCAGGUCACCACUGGGCCCUGUGGAUCAAUGCAAGAUGACAAAGGCUUUUUUUUUUUUUUUUUUUUGAGGAGUUUCGCUCUUGUUGGCUAGGCUGGAGUGCAAUGGUGUGAUCUCAGCUCACUGCAACCUCCGCCUCCUGGGUUCAAGCGAUUUUCCUGCCUCAGCCUCCCGAGUAGUUGGGGUUACAGGCAUGUGCCACCAUGCCUGGCUAAUUUUCUGUAUUUUUAGUAGAGAUGGGGUUUCUCCAUGUUGGUCAGGCUGGUCUUGAACUCCUGACUUCAGGUGAUCCGCCCACCUCGGCCUCCCAAAGUGCUGGGAUUACCCGCAUGAGCCACCGCGCCUGGCCGACAAAGGCUUUGAUAUCAGAAUGAACUGUCAAGGGAAGUGCUGGAGAGGGAUUAACCUGUGCUGCCAGGGACUGUCAGGGUCUUAGGUUGGGGAGUGUGAAUAGGAGUUUGCAGAUGGAGAAUAGGAAGGGCAUUCCAGGCAGAGGGAAACCUGUGCAGAGACCCAGAGGUGCGGAAGGAAAAGUGGGGCUGGGGCUGGGGUGGUCUGGAUUAUGGCCUGGAUGCAAUAAAGUGACUGUGACAGUA